Molecule: messenger RNA, 1493 nt
Organism: Mizuhopecten yessoensis (Yesso scallop)
Lineage: Eukaryota; Metazoa; Mollusca; Bivalvia; Pectinida; Pectinidae
Product: RNA pseudouridylate synthase domain-containing protein 4-like
Exons: 9
Coding region: 150-1226 (358 amino acids)
Biological process (GO): pseudouridine synthesis
Molecular function (GO): RNA binding; pseudouridine synthase activity
Source: RefSeq, a predicted model, not a curated record
CUGUUCUUUUAUGAAAUAGGGAUGGACCUGGUGAUUUGAUGUUGUUAUCUGACGAGACGCCAGAGACCUACAUUAGCAUUGUUAUUUGCAGUGUGGAAAGAAACAUCAAGUUGCAUUACCUCGUCAAAAUUUGAAAUUCAUGUUACAAAAUGGCUUCUAUGAAGACCAGCUCCUGUUGUUUGCGGACCUACUCCAUGAUGAGACAUGUCCACAGGAUAAGUAAAUUGCAGGACGUGUACACUCCUGUAAGAUGUGUCGAAACAGCAAGUCAGCAGCCGUACCAGGAUAGGAACUCAUUGCAUGCACCAGUCUUUGCAGAAAAGGAACUUUUAAUCGAGCAUAUUCAAAAGAGUGUUGUUUACGAUGAUGAAAACAUAUUGGCAUUGAACAAACCAAGUGGAGUUCCUAUAAAAGCUUUACAUGGUGAAGGCGUUCCCUCAAUGGCUGAUAUACUGGAAGAUUUAAGAGAAUGUUUUGAUACUCCAGAACUUGAAUAUAUGCUAGGAUUAUCAAGAAACCAGAGUGGCAUUAUAUUAUUAAGCAAGCAUGCCCUGGCCAAAGUGAAGUUAAAGAGGUCACUGCAAGGGGCAAGAUCGUAUCAAGACAUCAAUCAUGAAUUUGUAUGUGUUUGCUUGGGUGAACCGAAGUUUAAGACAGAAGUCGAGAAAGUUCGCUAUCUACGGAAUAACAUCAAUGGACGUCAACAGGCCGUCUUGGUGCCACACUUCAGCAGGUACAUGAAGAAAGGACUAUUGUCUAGUUUCAACGUUAAGGCAGACGUGUUGGCCACAAGCCCCCUGGAAACAACUCCAAAAGUUUCUCUCGUAGGCAUUACUUGUGACAGCGGGAAGAAGGAGUGUUUAGAAAUGUAUAUGGCAGAACAUUUGAGUCCUAUCCUUGGAGAUCAUGUUUAUUCUCAUCGUGUAAUAACAGUGGCUGGAGUGGCUGUCAAAAAUGAUCAAAACGCAGCCAUCCGAGGCCCUCAGGUUAUUCCGACAGAAGUCAAACAUAAACUUAACGUACCGCCCGGGGUGCAUGCUCAUCUGGUGCCAUUGCAUCUGCACAGAAGUGGACUGAUUCUAAAAAGAUUUCCUCAUAAAAAGUCAGAAUCCUUCCUGAUAGAAGCACCAUUGCCAGAAUACUUUGCCGAUACAAUGGUGAAAUUAGAACUCCAACCUUAUGAUCAAGAUGCUGAUGAGUUAAAUCAGGAACAAUAUUCAGAAUAAAAAUCUCUGUGACCUAUUAUAUUAAACUGAGGAGUUGUGGACUGACAUACACAUUCUAAGCUUUAUUUUUUGAAAAUUGUUGGUGUCAUAACUUACAAGUUGUUAACUGUAAGUCAGAAAGUUCCAUCCAGUAAUGAAGGUAGAUCAUACCUUCAGAAUUUAAUUUUAUCUAUCACCGUCAAUAAUCAAUGAUAAAAGUUUCCAGAAUAAAAGUCAUGUGAUUUGGCAGUCACAUGGUAUAUUAAAGUCAUGUGAUUUGGCAGUCAC